Perca flavescens (yellow perch) is the source of this 1002-nucleotide messenger RNA. RefSeq names its product peroxiredoxin 4 (gene prdx4). Gene Ontology annotation, biological process: response to oxidative stress; hydrogen peroxide catabolic process; cell redox homeostasis. Gene Ontology annotation, molecular function: thioredoxin peroxidase activity. Gene Ontology annotation, cellular component: endoplasmic reticulum; cytosol. The coding region runs from base 146 to 928 and encodes 260 amino acids. NCBI's taxonomy places the organism in Eukaryota, Metazoa, Chordata, Actinopteri, Perciformes, Percidae. The record is from RefSeq and is a predicted model, not a curated record. The transcript has 7 exons.
CUGGAGCAACAUGUAAAUGAAGAAGAAGAAGCGGAGGAGGAAGAAGAAGAAGAGGACGAAGGCUGGCUCCUAAAAUCCUGCCUAAAGGCUGAAACACAUUGCCGUCGCCAGGCAGUGGUUGGGUGCUCUCAAAAGGGACGCUACAAUGGAGUUUCUCUUGCACACCAAUAUAAAAAAGGAGCUUUUCCGUGCGCUCUGCACCGCUCUCCUCUUCCUCUUCACAACAUCUGCAGAGGAAGGCGCUAAUGUAAAAAGCACCCAGUGUCACAACUACGCGGGAGGAAACGUCUAUCCUGGAGAGGCUUUCCGCGUGCCUGUGUCUGACCAUUCCCUGCACCUCAGCAAAGCCAAGAUUUCAAAGCCCGCGCCACACUGGGAAGGAACAGCCGUCAUUAACGGUGAAUUCAAGGAGGUGAAGCUGUCCGACUACAAAGGCAAAUAUCUUGUCUUUUUCUUCUAUCCACUGGACUUCACAUUUGUCUGCCCCACUGAGAUCAUUGCAUUCAGCGAUCGUGUGCAUGAGUUUCAAGCCAUCAAUACAGAAUUGGUCGCUUGUUCUGUCGACUCCCAGUUUACCCACCUGGCCUGGAUCAAUACGCCCAGGAAGCAGGGUGGACUUGGACAAAUGAAAAUCCCUCUGUUGUCUGACCUCACUCACCAGAUUUCAAAAGACUACGGAGUCUACCUGGAGGACCAGGGACACACACUAAGAGGACUCUUCAUCAUAGAUGACAAGGGCAUCCUGAGGCAGAUCACCAUGAACGAUCUUCCGGUGGGAAGAUCUGUGGAUGAGACUCUGCGGCUUGUGCAGGCCUUCCAGUACACUGACAAACACGGAGAAGUGUGUCCAGCAGGGUGGAAGCCAGGCAGUGACACAAUCAUUCCCGACCCUUCAGGCAAGCUGAAGUAUUUUGAUAAACUCAAUUGAUCUGUGUUCCUGUUGUCCCAGUCUGUGACAUCCUGCACUUACUGAAAAUCCAAAUAAAAUGCGUUUUCAUAAAA